UGCCCUAGUUCUCGUCAUCAGAUCACUGUUGUGCCAGAGAUCUUCUCAAGCAGUGUUUUAUUGCGGAAUAAUGCCGAUCCUUUACGAAAUCAAGACAGAUCCCGCCAAAGGCAACAUCCUUGUGGCCAAAAGGGACAUUCAAGCAGGAGAACUGAUUUUCAACGAUCGCCACAUUGUUUUGGGGCCCAAAGAAUUCGGCAACCCGAAAGACCAUUGUAUUUCGUGCUUUAAAGCCAAAGCGUCGCCUUGCUUGACUUGUGAACUCCCUUUUUGCCAUGAAGGUCAUUGUAGUCAAACCCAUCAAGUCGAGUGCGACACUUUGUUCCAGCAUCUCAAAUCAGAGCCCUUGCCUCUUCGACUUGCUUUGGUAGCCCCCUACCGGCUAGCUCGCGCCAUGGCAGAUGAUAGUGAACACGUGCAAACCAAGAUGGAACCCUUCAUGGAUCACGAAGAGGCCCGAAAGGCCUUAACCGGACAUCAAGAACGAAUUGCGCAUAUGAGACGCAUGAUAGUGGCCGUAAGACCAGAUCUGGAGCAAAUUCUUAACCGUGUCUUUGGAUUGCUUCAUGUGAACGCUUUGGAUGUGAGAAAUGGCUUGGGACGAGCGCUUUUCCCCACGUUGUCUUACGUUUCCCACUCGUGUGUUCCCAAUUCCAGGCACAUCAUGGAUGAAGUGGACGACGAUGGGAACCUACAUAUUCGGUUGUACAGUCAAGUGACGAUUCCCCAGGGACAGGAGAUCACCAUAACAUAUACGAACUUGCUGCGUCACACCUUCGCUCGUCAAGCAGCUCUUCGACGGCAAUGGUUCUUCUCUUGCCAUUGCGAGCGCUGCUCAGACCCCACAGAGCUCAAAAGUGGGAUUAAUCUGGUGUACUGCCCAUCCUGCACCAAGAGUUAUCUAAUGCCCGACCAAUCCGAGGAAGAUGUACCCUUUUGGUCGUGCUUGGCGUGUCUCAAAGCCAUUUCGGAAGAUCAAUUGCAAGGCUUCUUGGAAGUAUUAAAGAGCAAAUUGGAUGCCAUCCAACCUUUGGCUAUUGAGCCAUUGGAGAAGUUUUUGCUCUAUUCGGCUCAGUUUGUUCACAACUUUCACUAUCUGUGCCUCAUCGCCAAAAGGUAUCUUUCUCAACUUUAUGAUGAAACCGAUGCAGAUCAGGCUGCCAAGAAGAGAUUGCUUUCUCAUGAGUUGAUGAUAGUGUUCGAUGCUCUAGAUCCCGGGUAUUCCCAAUCUCGGGGAUUGACCAUGAUCGAAAUGGUGAAAAGUGAUCUAGCCUUGGCCGAACACUCCCAAAUGGAAGACCCCGAGUUUCAAGAGAUUCUCAAGGAAAAGAUAGACUUGGUCCACCAAUGCCUUGAUGUGGAGCCAAAGGACUCUUUGGCCGGAGAGGCGCUGAAGAAGUUCAACCAGAUCAUCGCAAAGUAGAACACGUCUUUAAUGAUUAGAUUUUCCCACUGCAUAUGAUCCUUACACUGAAUUAUAAAAUAUCUCUUUUUUGUGAACCCCCCCAUACACCAAA
This is a messenger RNA of Tigriopus californicus, 1517 nucleotides long. RefSeq names its product SET domain-containing protein SmydA-8-like. Gene Ontology annotation, molecular function: protein binding. The record is from RefSeq and is a predicted model, not a curated record. The coding region runs from base 71 to 1423 and encodes 450 amino acids. The transcript has 2 exons. NCBI's taxonomy places the organism in Eukaryota, Metazoa, Arthropoda, Copepoda, Harpacticoida, Harpacticidae.